AUGGCAGCAGUAACCAAUACUGCUAUAUCAUGUGUGCCUACCAAGAUAGAGAUUGUUGACAAACUAAAGGCAAGCAGCGAAAGUGUUACUACCACAUAUGGUCUUUCAGACCAAGUCACUCUUCUUCAACAUGAUUCUGCAUUCGCCUCAUUGAUUGGCGAAGCCCCAUCGCAUGCACUUCUAUUUUCUACUGCUGGCUCAACCAACAACCCUUUCUUUCACGAAGCCUGUGUUUUGUUACCCGACCAUGAUGAACUCUAUGUCACAUCAAACCUCCUACAAGCUACCAGUUCCGCAAACUUCCCAACUAUUCUGAUAUCUAGAAUUAAGCUCCAUCGCAAUGACGACGGAAGUAUCAAAUCUGCCGAGUGGGCUAAAAUGCGUCCACCACCAGGCAUUGACAUGCCAAAUGGCGGUGUUAAUUAUCAAGAUGGUAUUCUAUUUUGUGCUCAAGGAAAUAGAAGCGCAGGCUCAGGUGGUAUUUAUCAUAUGCCCAGAUCUUCACCCCCGAAACCUAUGGUGACGAACUUUCACGGAAGACAUUUCAAUUCUGUAAAUGAUGUCGUGGUGGCUAAAGAUGGCAGCAUUUGGUUCACAGAUCCAUGCUAUGGAUGGGAGCAAGAUUUUAGAUUAAAGCCUAAACUCCCUUGCCAAGUAUAUAGAUUCGAUCCUAUUACGGGAGAUAUUAGAGUUGUGGCAGAUGGCUUUGGUAGACCAAAUGGAAUUGCUUUCUCACCGGAUGAGUCAUUGGUUUAUAUUACGGAUACAGAUCAAAUCCAUGGAGAUGGAAACGAGGAUUUAACGCGUCCUGCAACAAUUUAUGCUUUUGAUGUUCACAUGACAUCAGGCGCACCCUUUCUCAUCAACCGAAGAGUUUUUGCAUAUGCAGUUGAUGGCUUCCCAGAUGGCAUCAAAUGUGAUGUUCACGGUAAUGUAUACUCCGGCUGUGGCGAUGGUGUGGAGGUCUGGAGUCCAGCCGGGACUUUAAUCGGCACCAUUUUAGUUCCUGGCGGCGUAGCAAACUUCUGCUUUGGAAAGGAUGGGGAAGUAUUUUUGUGUGCCGAGCAAAAGUUUUGGAGAUUACAGUUGGCAAGUACGACAAAAGGCGCAUUGCUCGGUAUUUACCAUGCCCACCACAGAUGUGAAUUCACCUUCAAACUUCAAGAGAUUUCUCUCUCCCCUCUCCGUUGGGCAAAUGAUGAUAUAGAGAGCCAACAGAGUCAGCAAUCUAUCAUCCACAGCUUCCAAGACCCUUCUUCUCAAAUGCACUAUAGUACCGACCAUCCAAGAGACCAACAUUCCAGUCAACACGACGGCAUUGAAGACCGGGAUUUUCCCUCAUUGUACGCAGUCGAGAAUUAUGAUAUUCAAGGUCCCAAUACCCAAAGCUUUACGCAAAAUUCAAGACAAACCCUCUCCAAUACACCCACACAAAGACAUCGCAGUACCAGUAAUCCAGAACUUCAAUUUUCCAUUCCCGGUAGUUUCACACAAGAGGAAAAUAAUGCUAGAAGCCAGUUCGGAAAUCAAAAUCCUUACUUCAAUAAUUUCAUUCACCAAAGACGCCAUGGAGACCGUGAAAUCGAUCUCGAGGGUCAGUAUUCCAGCACCCAAAACCCAAGAAACCAUUUAGAGUACGAUAUAGACAACAGCUUCGCAGGCAGUUAUCGCAGAACCAGUGAUACCUACGAUCAAUACUCUAUUCCCUACUUUGAACACCGUGUAAAUGAAUCACAAACCCCAUAUUCGAAUACUCAAGAUCCACGGCCAAACGCAAAUCCAGGAUCGACUUCCACACUGACACAGAGACCGCGAUGCAGAAGUCAUCCAGUAAAUGGAUUCCCACCAGCAGAACCACUAUUAAAUUCUUUGGACUACGCACAUGACGACAUUGAAAGUCAGCGUUUCAGAGCUCCAGGGCCACCUGCCAUUCCCAUCGACCUCGACUUCUCUGGAGUUAUACAGACGCUUCGAAGACCUAUAGAUUAUUUUGGAGGGAAUAAGGAGGAAAUGAGGGAGAUGUGGCAGUGUGUGCCGAAUGAGGAUUUGGAAGAGGGCAUGUUGAGAUGUUAUGCCUGGAAUCACGAGGAUAAGGAUGUUUGUGUUGAUUGCAAAAGGGUUAGAACGAGGGGAGCGAGGUCUAAAUUGGUGGCACUGAAGAGAGCUUUGGGUUUCAAAGGCUAUGUUAAUAGUCUUGAGAGUGGUGUAUGGAGGGGAAAUGAAGGGUGA
Messenger RNA from Botrytis fragariae, 2229 nucleotides. RefSeq names its product putative smp-30 gluconolaconase lre-like region containing protein. Lineage: Eukaryota; Fungi; Ascomycota; Leotiomycetes; Helotiales; Sclerotiniaceae. The coding region runs from base 1 to 2229 and encodes 742 amino acids. The transcript has 6 exons. The record is from RefSeq and is a predicted model, not a curated record.